Messenger RNA from Bombus terrestris (buff-tailed bumblebee), 3232 nucleotides. RefSeq lists its product as uncharacterized. The record is from RefSeq and is a predicted model, not a curated record. Bases 1271 to 2164 code for a protein of 297 amino acids. The transcript has 2 exons. Lineage: Eukaryota; Metazoa; Arthropoda; Insecta; Hymenoptera; Apidae.
AGCAAAUCCGCUACAUAAGAAACCGUGUUUACUCAAACACGAGCUAAUUAUAGAUCUAUCGACCUUAGGCGGUUCCGAUCAUUAGGCCAAAUCCAUCGUUUUUGCCGUGACCAUAGGCUCGUGAGUCAGCUACCCAAAAAACCAACAAUUGUAAACAGGUCGCGAGCUCGGCGCCCGUUGGGACGUUUUGAGAACAUUCUCGAAAUUCAAAUCCCAACACCUAUCGUCAACUCCGGCGGAUAUAAAUAUAGCGGACAGGGUAGCGACGCGACCUUAGUUACCGAGAGAUUCGAGCAGCGACAAUCUAACCGACACUUCUUUGCGCCGAUCGGUUAGCGACCGCGAAACGAAACUGCAAGUAUAUUGUACGACUAGUGUAAGCAUCGGGUAAAUUCUAAUAAACUUCGUAGUUAGAUAUAUUCCGGUGUUUGUGUGAAUUAAUCGACACCUUAUCACCUCAACUGGUGACCCCGACGUGAUUUUUUUUGUGUAAGAGGUGACAGUGAUAGACUAGUCGCGGUGUGAACAGUAUAGUCCGCAAACCACACUAUGGAAAAGGAGAGCAAACUAUCUCCAGCUUCGUUCCGCGUGCCGCCGCGGAGAGAGAGAAGUAUUUCGGCGUAGCCGGCAUUAGCGACGAUGACGAAAAAGCCUUAGCCCUCAUGGGAUUCCUCGACCCACCAUACCUCGCAAAGAUAGAGGAUACCGUGACCAACCUCCCCGCCACAGGCCAGUACGAGAAACUGAAGAGCGAGCUAAUCCGCGUCCUGAAAGAAUCGGACAGCGCCAAGUUUGAAAGGUUAGUUGAACGCGAAGAGAUGGGCGACAGAAAGCCCUCACAGUUUUACAAUGACCUAAAGAGACUAGCCAGCCCGCUCGCGUCCGACGAGUUCAUCCUAAACCUGUGGAGGAACCGCCUCCCUGACCGUAUCAGGGAAGUCCUGGCCGCAGUUGACGAUACGAACAUAGAGAAGCUGACCAGGACUGCGGAUAGAAUCGACGAGGCGUACGAUCGCCACGGCCACCGCGCGAAUAGGGUGGGCACAAUCGCCGAGCCAUCGGCACCGCAUGCAGACAAAAACGACGCGCUGGCCGCCGAAGUCAGCAGGCUGAGGGAGGAGAUUAAGGCUUUAAAAAUCGGCGCGUACCGUAGACCGCGAAGACGCUCGAACUCUCUUACACGACGCCGUCGCCGUUCCCGUUCGCGUGACACCCCGCGUGAGGACGGAAUUUGUUUUUAUCACGCGAGAUUCGGCGAUCACGCCACAAAAUGCACCGCCCCGUGAAAGUGGAACCCGGGAAACGACCCCCGCCGUCCGUAAAAGCGGCGGACCACGACAGCUUGGGAUCUCGCCGCAUCUUCAUCGUAAAUCAGAGAACGAAAACCUCGUUCUUAGUGGACACCGAGGCCGACAUCAGCGUUUAUCCCCGAAGCAGGCUAUCCAGGGACGCGAAGAAAGCAGCGUACGAAUUAUUCGCUGCCAAUGGGACGCCCAUCGCAACGUACGGCACCUUGGCGAUGGAGCUGAACCUGUCCCUCAGACGUGCCUUCAAAUGGCACUUCACGAUCGCCGACGUGCAAACCCCCAUCAUCGACCUGGACUUCCUGAGCCAUUACGGGUUGCUUGUGGACCCAAGAAAGAGACGUCUUCUUGACACAACAACUCAGCUAACGACCCGGGGAUACGCCGCCAACUGCGAACAACUCAUGAUUAAGACCGUAAAGGGGGAUUCGGUCUAUCAUCAACUGUUGGCAAAAUAUCCUGAUCUAACGCGCCCACCGGCCUUUGGGCGAGAGAAAAUCCGGCACGGCGUGGAGCACCAUAUCGAAACCACACUAGGCCCACCCGUGUACUGCAAACCCCGCCGGCUCGCACCAGACCGGCUCAAACAAGUCAAGGCGGAAUUUGCAACGCUGAUUGAACAAGGAGUCAUGCGCCCAUCGAAGAGUUCCUGGGCAUCUCCGCUACACGUCGUCCUAAAGAAGGAUGGAAGUCUUCGACCCUGCGGUGACUACCGGGCGCUAAAUGCCCGCAGUGUUCCUGACAGGUACUCUCCACCGCACAUCCAAGACUUCGCGCAGCAGCUACACGCGAAACUAGGCAUUUACCGAUCGUUGGAAAAAAAGGUUCCGAAAAGCUUGAAGCAUUUUCGAAGAAACUAGUCCCAUCGAAAUUGCACGAAAUGGAGGAAAGAACGAGAACAAAAGAAUCGAAUGAGGAAGGAAAAAGGAAUCCGUAACUCUACCACUUUUUCCCGAUUCUUCGAAUCUCGUGGAAAACACCUGAAGAAAGUUACAUGGAAAUCCAUCCCACGGAAUAUUCGAGCGACCAAUCGAUUUAGAAAGCGUAUCCGAUGCUAAAAAUUGAAAAGUUUCGUCUGUGCGGAUAGAACGUCGACGCUAUGCCACCGGAAAUAUCCGAACGAGAGCUUCGAAAUAUACAUUCGUCGCUUUGAGCGUAGCCGAAAAAUCACGAGGGAACAAGAACUGGCUAAGCUACGGGAACUUCCGGCGAACGGAAGCCAAACUCAGCCAAACUUUUCAUUCGAGAUUAGGUAUUUGCUUCGAACCGAGCUUGCUCGUGUUUCGUCCGGAAACUGUUUGCUUGUAUUUUCUUCCGGUCAAAUUUUAUAGUGCAACUGAUACUUAUAAAAUAUUGAAAGAAAAAAUUAAUUUCGAUGAAUAGAAAUGUUGGAAAGGAAAAAGAAAAUAGUUUUGGUUGAGGUUAUGACGCGAGAACUGUCGCAAAUAAAUCAAAAUUAAUGAUAUCAGAUUUUUUGUGUAUUCGAGUGUAAUUUUGAUGAUGUUAAAGUUUAUUUUUACUACUAUAAAAAUAUGAUUACAGUAAAUUCUUGUAUAAAUACAUUAUAAUAAAGCAAGAUAACAGAUUGAUUGAUGAGCUCAUGAAAAUAGAUACUUAUUUUCACCGAAACGAAGACAUUGGACUAAUAAUUAAGAUCGUAAAAGUAUUUUUCAGUUUAAAAGAUCUGGAAGAACGUAAUAGGUAAAUUUAUAUAGUUGCAUUUUUAUUAAAUUUCAAUGAAAUGAAAGAUUUGUUACGUGCGUUAAUAAUAUGUUUUUUUAAAUCAAUUUUGUAUAUGUACCAUUUAUUGUUGAAAUAUUGUCCUAUUUACUAUUUAAAAUAUUGUACUCUUUAAACGUAAAUUUAUAUAGUUGCAUUUUUAUUAAAUUUAAAUAAAAUGAAAGAUUUGUUACAUGCACUAAUAAUAU